AACUUAAUAUAAAGAUACUUAAACAUAUUUUUGUCGUAGAAGAAAAGUAAAUUGUGCAGUUAGAGCGAUAUUUGUCUUAAAAUUUUGAAAUAAAGACUUGCCGCGAACCAAAUUCUUACUCUUAUAUCAAUCGGCAUUUUUUCAAAGUUUUUUAAUUCGGAUCUUUUUUUAUUAUAUCCUCUUCUAUUCAGCCUUUUCUUUUGUUUUGUUAUAUUCAAAGAGGCUUUUCUCGUUCAUCAUUCUUGAAGUACAGCUUUGGUUUCACAGUCUACAUUCGACUAAAAUCGAUACCUCACAUUUUACAAGCUACCUCUUUCCAAAUUAGAAAGCUUUUUUUCAUAUUUAAGUUCCUAUUAUGAGCGGACAAACGAGCAUUCAUUUGCCAGAACCUUCUGCAAUCCAAAAGCCAGUUCCUAUUGAGGAAUUCUUACAGAUUAAAGAGCAGUAUGAUUCAGAACAUCCGCUAAUCACUCUACAAACUAAAUUUAAUUUGGCCUGGGCUCUCGUUUGCUCAGAAAAUCUUCAGCAAGUUCAACAAGGUCUCACUUUGUUCUGCACUGUCUACCGAGACUUCCCUGAGCGCCGGUUGGAGACUUUAUACUACAUUGCACUUACUCAAUAUAAAAUUAAGCAAUACGAAGAAUCUCGUCGGUACCUGAACAUGCUGCUCGCCAAGGAUCCUUCAAACCCCCAAGCGUUGCGGUUGAAGUCUUUGUUGUACAAUGCUGUCACAACGGAGGGAUACAUUGGGAUGGCCGUUGUGGCAGGAGCAGUUGUUUCUGCUGCCGCAUUAGUCGGUUGGGCUUCUAAGCGUAUGUUUUCUAGACGAAGAUAGUGCUUACGAAAUGCUUUCAACAUUAAUGAUGUCCUUUUCUGUUCUUUUCUUUUGAUGAAUUUUUACUUUCCUUGUACCGAAUUAAUUCCCUUAUAGUCAAGUUUUGUGGUGACGCGAACUUUUUCCUCAUGUAUGACUUUUUUCCCAUUUUGUGGAUAAACGCAUUAAAAGUUAUUUUAAAUAAAUUUAUAUAGCUUUCAAGUUAACUAAAUGCCAGUAUUACAUCUUUCAAUCGUAU
This is a messenger RNA of Schizosaccharomyces octosporus yFS286, 1073 nucleotides long. Its product is annotated as fission protein Fis1. The record is from RefSeq and is a predicted model, not a curated record. NCBI's taxonomy places the organism in Eukaryota, Fungi, Ascomycota, Schizosaccharomycetes, Schizosaccharomycetales, Schizosaccharomycetaceae. Gene Ontology annotation, cellular component: peroxisomal membrane; mitochondrial outer membrane. The transcript has a single exon. Gene Ontology annotation, molecular function: protein binding. Gene Ontology annotation, biological process: autophagy of mitochondrion; peroxisome fission; mitochondrial fission. The coding region runs from base 356 to 835 and encodes 159 amino acids.